AUGGCCGCAGAAAACGCCGACAGCCCCGAGCCCGAGAUUCCUCAAGGUCUCUCCGAUGAAGACCGCCUGAAGGAGGCUGCCUCCGCAGCAGAGCAGGCCAUAGCAGCCCAGGGCAUGGCGAACAAACUCCGCGAGACGGCUGCGACCUUCACUGACCCGAAGAAGCGCGAGAAAAUGCUCACGGACGCCUACAAUAAAGAGAUGGAAGCCCACGGCAAUUCAAAGAAGGCACGCCUGCUGCAGAGCGGAGCCUUCCAAGGCUCCAUAGGCGGCGCUGGAAUCGGCGGCGCAGUGAGCGCAGGCGUAGGCACACUCGUAGGCACUGUAGUCGGCACCGUCACCGCGAUACCAGUGACGGGCUUGGGAGCACUGGCUGGCGCUGGCGUGGGCGCGAUACAUGGACCGUGGAUCAAGUUGGGGAAUAUGGCGAAAGGCAAGAAGGAUGACGGCGAACAAAAGGAGGUCGAGGUUUCACCGGACGACGAGGACGUUGUCCCCAACCCCGAGGUGCUCCGCCAGCGCGCCGAUGCUCUCGCUGCAGAUCGCGCAAAACAAGGCGCAGACAGCGGGUCAACCACGAAGGAGAACCGCCAGCCACCCAAGAAGAAGCCGCGGAAGCUUGAAGUACGUUCCGGAGCCCAAAAGUAG
Molecule: messenger RNA, 648 nt
Organism: Paraphaeosphaeria sporulosa
Lineage: Eukaryota; Fungi; Ascomycota; Dothideomycetes; Pleosporales; Didymosphaeriaceae
Exons: 1
Coding region: 1-648 (215 amino acids)
Source: RefSeq, a predicted model, not a curated record